GACCAUAAGUUCAAUACAUAGCACGUUUUCAUGAUUCCGCUAAGCUAGUUGUAGAUGCUGCACAAAGCUGGGUUGAUGUGAACAACGUUUUCGUAGAUUAAUUUAGAAUGCAAUUGUAAUUGUUUAUGUUGAAUUUUGAUAGGGAAUUAACAUACACGAUUACGUGACAAAAUGUUACAGUCUGUUCUGAAAUCUGUAUUUGGCUAUGAUGAUUUCAAAAGCGACAUUCAAAAACGAGCAACCACUGCUGUUUACAAAGGUAAAGACGAUGUCUUUGUGUGUAUGCCAACCGGUGGUGGUAAAUCACUGUGUUUCCAAUUACCAGCAGUAAUGAAAGAGAAUAAAGUAACAAUUGUUUUCUCGCCGCUGUUGGCUCUUAUGAAGAAUCAGAUAGAUUUUCUAGUUAGUAAAAAGAUCAAUGCAAGCUCAUUAAAUUCAACUACAUCGACCAAAGAAAGGAAUGUAAUUAUUAAAGAUAUAUCAUCUAAUUCACCGAAAACUAAAUUGUUAUAUGUUACACCCGAAAUGGGAGCACAGCAACACUUUCAAGAUAUGGUGGUGAAACUGAGAAAAUCUAAAUCACUGGCCUAUUUUGUCAUUGAUGAAGCUCAUUGUUUAAGUCAAUGGGGUCACGAUUUUAGACCCAGUUACAGGCAGUUGGGCACAUUUAAAAAAUUGUGCCCCAAUAUUCCUAUUAUCGCGUUAACAGCUACUGCUGCAAAAGAGGUGAAAGAUGAUAUACUUCAAAGCUUGAACAUGAAGAAUCCCCAGAUAUUCUCAGUGCCUGUGUUUCGACCUAAUCUCUACUACGAUGUGUGGUUUUUGGAAAGCUUGGACAAACCGUUCGACCACCUGAAAAGUUUUAUUUUGAAGGCUCUCGGUACGCAGGAUCCAUCCACUUCGAAAGUAAAGAGAAAUUGUGGCAUUAUAUAUUGUAGAAAGAAAGAAGCAACCGAAGUGAUUGCACAUAAACUGUCUAAUUCUGGCAUAUCCACUCUAGCAUAUCAUGCUGGUUUAAAGAAUUCGGAGCGUAACGAGGCUCAAAAUAAAUGGACAUCCGGCGAAGUGCCUGUAAUCGCAGCAACCUGCAGUUUCGGCAUGGGCGUAGACAAAGGGUCUGUCAGGUUCGUCGUGCAUUGGACAGUCCCCCAGAAUAUAGCAGCGUACUAUCAAGAAUCUGGCAGAGCGGGCAGAGAUGGGAAACCGGCGUUCUGCAGAGUUUAUUUCAGUAACGAAGAAUACGGGCCGAUCGCGUUUCUUAUCAAAGAGGAAAUCACGCAGAAGAACACCGACCUGGUGAAACUGAGAUGGAAAAAUUUCGAGAAAACCGUUUCCUAUUGUCUCGAAGUGAAAUGUAGACACGCGGUCUUCUCGAAAUAUUUCGGCGACAGUCCGCCGCCGUGCAAAAACAGAUGCGACGUUUGCGAAAACAAGGACGCCGUUCAAGCGAAGGUUUCGCAAUUCGAGAUGGCACAGACCAGACGAAAGAGCAGCUGCGCCAGCCGUUUGGACGGUAUUGCUUUACCGAAGUACGAUGUGGAAGAGGAAGGCAAAGGAAGAGAAAUUUCGCGAGACCAAUUGUUAGCCGAGAGCAGACGCGAGACGAAGGAACUGUUUGAGAAACAGUUCGCUAUUCGAAGAAUUAAGAAAGAAAAAGAGGUAAAAACGCAAGAUCUCGAAGGCGUUCACGUGUGCGCGGCCGAGAGCACCGACGUAAAAAUCAAAGGACUGACCGUUCAACUCCGGGAGUAUUAUUACGUUCAGCUAAAAUCAGCGUUGGCGGACAAUUACGAGAAAAUGUCCGCUGCGAUGAACAGACGGCUGCGAGAGAAAGACUUCCACGAUAUAGCGUAUGAUCUCGAGUACAAAGGGCUGUGCAACACCAUAGUCGCGAACAAAUACAAGUUCAACAUGUCGAAACUGAUAUCGUCCGUGCGAAAGUGCACCGCCGCAAAUACCCUGCACGAGCAUCUGCUCGGCUACAAAUCGUGUCACGAGCGAUCCGCGAGCUCGGAGCGUUCCGACGAGCGAGUAGAAUGUAGCGGCAGCUUAGAUGACGGAGCGGAGAACGCCGCAGACAAACGUUUCGAUAAAUGUGGUCGUGUUCCAUCGGAAGAGCCGAGCGCCGCAAGCAAGAAUAUUUUGUACCCUACGUUUAAGACCGCCUUAGAGAUGAAAAAGGACGCGAGCGUCGUCGCGAAAGUGUCGUCCAGUAAUAGCAAAAAAUAUUUAUUUACCGCGAAUUUCCUGAAAGACGACGACGAUAACGAAAACGGCGCCGAGGACGUUAAAAGUAACGGGACGAAAGCGAGUAAAAAUCCUGUUUGUCGCAGCGAGAGCACGGACGUUGAAACCGUUGAGGGAAGCAAGAACGCGGACGCUCGAACAUUCAACGGUUUCACGUGCGCUAGGAAGCUCCACGAGGAGAGCAAGGUCCAGGAGAACAGAGUUCAGGAGAAAAAGUCACGGAGGUGUUCGCAGGACGCGAGGAAAGAAUCGAGGAACAGAAAAGCGCCGCGAGCGGCUGACAGCGUCUACGAGCAGAUCUUAAAAUUCGCCAGAUCGUCGUCGAAUAGCGAGCCGACAGCGGACGCAGAUUGCAACGAGUCGACCGCGACAAACGAAAAGACCAGCGACGACGCGACGAGAUCAAGCUUUCAUAAAAGGCGGAAAAAUGCGGACUCGUUCGAGAACGUCGUGGACGGUCGAUCGAGCAAAAGAGCGAAGGGCGACGAUGAGACGAAUAUCGCUGCGAACGAGGGAAAAGGCGAAGCGGUCAAAAACGGCGGUGAUUUAUUGGGGACGAGAGACAAGCCGGAGAAGGUGAGCGAUUUAACGGACGAGAGUUCGGAUAGGAGAAGGUCGACCCGCGAUGAGAAACGUCAGAAGUCGAGCCGUGCGAGACACGCGUCCAAAAAGGAUAAAGUUAUGGUGCCCGCUGAUAAGGCGAUGCAAUUCAAAACUGCGGAGAUCCUGAAGUCGUACUUGAUGAAAUAUUAUCCAUCCGAGCGUAUCCCGGACAGGACGACGUUUUCGAAAACUUGCCGAGAAAUGCAUUACACGUUGCUGACGCAGAAAAUAUUGGAUGAAGCGGGGAUACAUCGUUUUGUUAAAAAGUCUAUGUCUCAGGAUUGAGCGUCGACAUAGGAUUGUACAUACUGGAGUCACAGCGGAUACUGGGCAACAAAUUCAUUAUUUAUGUAUUGCAUUUAUACCAUAGAGUGCGUAAAUAUUUGUCUGUAUAUACGCGACCGAUGUCCAUUAAUUAUACAAUCUUGAUGGAAUAAAACGUGCAGCAACAUACGAAUCUUCAAGAAUGCGUCGAUUUUGUGCUAUAGUUUACCGCGGGAUUUGGGAAAAUCUCAGAUGAUUUGAUAGGAAAUAGUUAACACUCUAAAAUAUUUACUGAAGUAAAUACUGUUUGGAAAUACAAUUUUAUUCAAUGCUUGAAGGAAAUACUAUUUGGAGAUACAAUUCUAUUUAAUACUUGAAUGAAAUACUAUUUGGAGAUACAAUUUUAUUUAAUGCUUGAAUUGAAUACUAUUUGUGGAGAUACAAUUCUAUUUAAUACUUGAAUAAAAUACUAUUUAGAGAUACUGUUUCAUUUAAUGCUUGAAUUGAAUACUAUUUGAAGAUACAAUUCUAUUUAAUAUUUGAAUGGAAUACUAUUUGAAAAUACAAUUUUAUUUAAUACUCGAAUGAAAUACUAUUUGGAGAGUGUGCAAAAUCAGGAGAAAAUUAUCACUGACAUUUCGAUUCAAGUAUAGAAAAUAAUCAAAUGAAAAUAAAAACUCGCUAUCUUCUAUUCGAAUAGAUAUUUCUUGCAAAUAUUUCUCAACGCAGGUGUUCUACGUUUAUAUGCAUUUCUUGCAUUGUGUUGCAGUAGUAUAUGAUACCAUAAAAAGCUGAAGAAACAAAUACCUCUUAUUUGGAAUACUAUCAGUUGCAACACCAUUAUUCUAAAUAUCGUUCCAUGAAAUAUUACUAUUCGAUGAAAUGCUAUUUUCCUAUAUUUCAAUGAGAUACUUAUUUCACAAUACGUACUAUUCUCAUGUGCAACUACGUAAAUGAGAAAAUAAAUAUAUUUAUAGUACAUACUA
Molecule: messenger RNA, 4100 nt
Organism: Megalopta genalis
Lineage: Eukaryota; Metazoa; Arthropoda; Insecta; Hymenoptera; Halictidae
Product: ATP-dependent DNA helicase Q5
Biological process (GO): double-strand break repair via homologous recombination
Cellular component (GO): nucleus; chromosome; cytoplasm
Molecular function (GO): 3'-5' DNA helicase activity; ATP binding; nucleic acid binding
Source: RefSeq, a predicted model, not a curated record